Molecule: messenger RNA, 1637 nt
Organism: Petromyzon marinus (sea lamprey)
Lineage: Eukaryota; Metazoa; Chordata; Hyperoartia; Petromyzontiformes; Petromyzontidae
Product: carboxypeptidase B-like
Biological process (GO): proteolysis
Molecular function (GO): metallocarboxypeptidase activity; zinc ion binding
Source: RefSeq, a predicted model, not a curated record
CAAACCGCAGCAGGCAAUGCCCCUCCAAUCCCGAGUAUAAGAGGGGCGCGUUCCACAACGCUCUCUCCAUCUGCACCACCACCCACCUCCUCCAACUCCUCCAACUCCUCCUCGUCGUCGUGGUCGUCUUAGCCGCCUUUGUCUUUCCCGAGUCACCAUGAAGACCCUGGUGGCUCUCUGCCUCCUGGCUCUGCUGGGAGGCUGCCUAGCAGCUCGCCGCUUCGAUGGCGAUGUCGUCUACCGGAUGGUGGUGAAGACCCCGGAGCAAGUUCAGGCGAUCCGCCUCCUCGCCAAGAACAUCGAGGUGGACUUCUGGAGGCCUGACAGCGCUGAGCAGGUGGCUGUGGGCAUGGAGGUGGACAUCCGCGUUCCCGCAGCGCAGGGCGACUACGCCCGCUCCUUCAUGCAGCGCAGUGGCCUGCCCCUCCAGCCCUUCAUCCAGGACCUCCAGCAGGCCAUCGAUGCCCAGCUUGACGGGGUUCGCUCCACCGCCGGCUACAACUAUGAGAAGUACCACAACUGGGACGAGAUCAGCGCGUGGCAGUCGAGCAUCGUGGCCGAGAACCCCGACCUGGUGUCCCUCACCCGGAUCGGAUCCUCCUACCAGGGCCGCCCGCUCCUGCUGCUGACGGUGGGGAAGAAGAGCCAGACGCAGAAGAAGGCCUUCUUCAUGGACUGCACCUUCCACGCUCGUGAAUGGAUCUCUCCGGCCUUCUGCCAGUGGUUCGUCAAGGAGGCCGUGUCCACGUACGGCUCGGACGCUACCAUGACCAGCUUGCUGGACGGCAUGGACUUCCACAUCCUCACCGUGUUCAACGUGGACGGAUACGCCUACAGCUGGAGCAACGACAGAAUGUGGCGCAAGACGCGAUCCCCCAACGCGGGCACCUCGUGCAUCGGCACCGACCCCAACCGCAACUUCGACGCCGGCUGGUGCACCGGAGGCGCGUCCUCUAGCCCAUGCGCUGAGACGUACUGUGGCACGCGCAUUGAGUCCGAGGUGGAGUCCAGCUCCAUGGCCGACUUCAUCCGCUCGCGCAUCUCCUCCAUCAAGGCCUACGUGUCGGUGCACUCGUACUCACAGAUGCUGCUCUUCCCCUAUGCCUACACCUACGCGCUGCCGCCCAAUCACGCCGAGCUCCAAAGCCUGUCCAAGACGGCUGUGAGCGCCCUGCAGGGGCUGUACAACACUCGCUACACCUACGGUUCUAGCGCCACCACCAUCUACAUCGCGUCGGGCGGCUCCGACGACUGGGCCUAUGACGUGGGCAUCAAAUACUCCUUCACGCUGGAGCUGCGUGACACCGGCCGCUACGGCUUCCUGCUGCCCGAGAGCCAGAUCCGGCCCACGUGCGAGGAGACCAUGGUGGCCAUCAAGGUCAUCGCAGAGUACGUGCUGGCCAACGCCAAGUAGGGAGCCCCUCGGCGCGGCGGAGCGCGGAGGCCCUCGGCGGACUGACGGAUGGACCAAUGGGCUGAUGGAUGGACUGACCGAUGGAUAGACUGACGGAUGGACCGAUGGACUGAUGGACCGAUGGAUGGACUGACCGAUGGAUGGACUGACGGAUGGACCGAUAGACUGAUGGACUGAUGGAUGGACUGACCGAUGGAUAGACUGAUGGAUGGACCGAUGGACU